This is a messenger RNA of Erythranthe guttata (spotted monkey flower), 1433 nucleotides long. RefSeq names its product putative casein kinase II subunit beta-4. Lineage: Eukaryota; Viridiplantae; Streptophyta; Magnoliopsida; Lamiales; Phrymaceae. Gene Ontology annotation, cellular component: cytoplasm; protein kinase CK2 complex. The record is from RefSeq and is a predicted model, not a curated record. Gene Ontology annotation, molecular function: protein kinase regulator activity.
UACAUAUAUAAAACUGUAUAUACACACGCAUUCAGGUAAAAAAUAUAUAUAAAAUAAAAUAAAAAAAGCCUACAAAAAUCAGAGAGAGAACCGAGGGAGAACGGGAUAACCUUCUCCUACUCUUCUUCAUUUUCUCUACCAAAAGCCCUAAUUCUACCUUUUCCCACUGUUUCUCACAUCAAUUCUCUGCUUCAUUCAAUCCUGUAUUUAUCAAUAUCGAUAUAGAUUUAUAUAUAUACAUACAUUGAAUUGGUGUUCGAAUCAUAUAUAUCUACACACAACACACACAUACGGAGAGAGAAAGAGGAGAAAGAACGAAGUGUGGGAGCAAAGGGGAGAGAUGGGUCACGUUCCGAAUCUAAAGAGAAUUCAGGAAACCCUAGAAAAGGAUUCACGCGCCCCCAAAUUGAAGGACUCUUUCCCUUCUGCCCCUAACCCAAACAAUAUCGCCAAGCCCUCUGAUGCAGAGGAAUCUGCGACGGACACUGAGGAAUCAGAUGUUAGUGGGUCCGAAGAUGAUGACACCUGUUGGAUAUCAUGGUAUUGCAAUCUGCGUGGAAACGAGUUCUUUUGUGAGGUUGAUGAUGACUAUAUCCAGGAUGACUUUAAUUUGUGCGGAUUGAGCGGUCAAAUACCGUACUAUGACUAUGCGCUGGAUUUAAUCUUGGAUGUUGAAUCUUCACUGGGUGACUCAUUUACAGAGGAACAGAAUGAAUUAGUGGAAUCUGCUGCCGAGAUGCUUUAUGGUCUAAUACACGUGCGUUACAUACUAACAACUAAAGGAUUGGCUGCAAUGCUAGAGAAAUACAAGAAUGCAGAGUUUGGAAGAUGCCCUAGGGUUCACUGUUGUGGCCAACCUUGCCUACCUGUCGGUGAAUCGGAUAUUCCACGCAAAGGCACUGUUAAAAUAUAUUGUCCCAGAUGUGAAGAUAUUUACACUCCUCGCUCCAGGUUCCAGGAGAGUGUCGACGGAUCCUAUUUUGGAACUACAUUUCCGAACUUGUUUCUGAUGACGUACGGACACCUAAAGCCACAGAAGGCUUCUCAGAGCUAUGUCCCCAAAGUCUUUGGUUUCAAGGUCCACAAGCCGUGAUAUCUUCCAGUAAGAUUUCCAGUCAGACUAUAUUCUCUGGAGCCUAGACAUAAUUUGCUCGGUAGGUUUUGAAGUUCUUUGUCUACUUCAAUUGUGUACUUGCUUGACAUCAAGCAAUUGGAUUAUGUUUUAGAGGAAUGCUUUGUUUUUUUUAGUUUCAAAAUUGUGCCUUUAUUUUCUCUUGAUAAUGUAUACAGUUUUUCUCCUCUUUUCUGUUUCCCUUUUGUAUUUAUUUUCGACUCGGUUAAGCGUGUAUUUCCAGAUAUUUUUGAGAAAUGUUUUGCAGUCCAGUGAAACAAUUUUAUGUAAAAACAAAAAAAAAAAAUUAAAGAAUGGCAAA